Messenger RNA from Olea europaea var. sylvestris, 1467 nucleotides. Its product is annotated as protein trichome birefringence-like 39. Gene Ontology annotation, cellular component: Golgi apparatus. Bases 14 to 748 code for a protein of 244 amino acids. The transcript has 2 exons. Gene Ontology annotation, molecular function: O-acetyltransferase activity. Lineage: Eukaryota; Viridiplantae; Streptophyta; Magnoliopsida; Lamiales; Oleaceae. The record is from RefSeq and is a predicted model, not a curated record.
ACCAUUUGUUUGAAUGGAAAAAAAGAAUCAAUUCAACCCCAUAUGCUACGGUAACCCAAUAAUACAUUCUCUCUUUAGCACGCAAGUUUGUUUGUACAUUUUGCAUUAUAUAAAGCAUUUAUCAUACAAGUACAUACUUCACAAGUUCAAAAGUAUAUUGUCCCUUUACUUAAAUUUUUCCUGGAUCCGAAUCCAAGAAAUGGUGUUUCUGUUGAAACCCCUGUUCCUCUCCGCUGCCUUCUUGUUUUUACUACACCUUAUAACGGCUGAGCACGAGGCCGAGCUCGGCAUUAAUUCGACCAGCGCCACCGCUCGUAAGCUUGCUAGUGGCUGCAAUAUUUUUCGAGGCAAAUGGGUUUAUGAUGCCUCAUAUCCUCUUUAUGAUUUCUCAAAGUGUCCCUUCAUAGAUGAUCAAUUCAAUUGCCAAAAGUUUAAAAGACCUGAUCAAACCUAUCUCAAAUAUAGAUGGCAGCCUUUCUCGUGUAACCUCCAAAGGUUUAAUGGGGUGAAAUUCUUGGAGAGAUGGAGAGGGAAGAAAAUAAUGUUUGUAGGUGACUCACUGAGUCAGAACAUGUGGCUGUCAUUGAGUUGCAUGAUUCAUUCAUGGGUACCAAAUUCUAGAACUGCAGUCGUAAGAGGAGAAGUAAUUUCUGGAGUUACAUUCCUGGUAAGUUUCAAUUACAAUUCUUGCCAUGCACUUUUCACAUUUUUUGGCUUGGUAGGUGGGAUGGGGUUGGCCAUGGGUUGAACUACAAAUUAAAUUUAGCUCCCGAUUUGGAUAGAAAAAUCAGAUUUUUUAAGUAGAUUUCGAUAAAAAUUGAUGAAAUAUGUGAUUAAAAAGUCUUGUGUUCAAUGGAAUAUGCGACUUUUCUGAAAGUUAAACACUUACUUUUAUCAAGUUGCUAACUGGCAGACAUUUAGAAGGCUGCACUAUUCUCAAUUAUAAUUGCUUUUCCCUUUUUACUUUUACGUGGAAAAAUUGUAUCAAACAUCAAGAAGAGUAGCUUAUAAAGUGAUUUGAAGUGCUACUCAUCAAACUUUCUUUUUUAUUCGAAAUGAGAAGUGAAAUUUACUCAAUAAUCGAUGUAGAGAUCUUUCUAGUCAAAUAUUUCAUUAAAAUAAUUAACAAAAUUUAAUUGAAUGAGAAAAUUGUAACAAAAGUCAAGCUUCAACGAUCAUUUUCAAUUAAAUUGAAUUUGGAUAACUAAUUAUAAGUUGAUUGACUAAUGAGGUUUUUGAUCACUAUAUUAUGUCGUUUGAAUCUGCAUCUAUACUUCUAAUAUAUUGAAUCAUACAGAUUUGAAGUGCUACUCAUAUAUUUUUUAAAUUUUCUCGUUCUUAUUUCGAAUAAUGUGUACACUCAUUUUGACAAUCCACUCAUGCGAGUGGGCCUUCAAUUAUUUUAAUCGUGAGGUCCACUCGUGUGAUGUAAAAGGACCGUAAAAAAUGAUGUAAAAAGUGUUGUAU